This is a messenger RNA of Etheostoma spectabile (orangethroat darter), 1683 nucleotides long. RefSeq names its product neoverrucotoxin subunit alpha. The record is from RefSeq and is a predicted model, not a curated record. The transcript is spliced from 3 exons. NCBI's taxonomy places the organism in Eukaryota, Metazoa, Chordata, Actinopteri, Perciformes, Percidae. The coding region runs from base 28 to 1668 and encodes 546 amino acids.
UCUACACAACUUUACCAGGUUGGAGAAAUGGCCUUAGAUAACGUGACCGUUGCAGCCUUGGGUCGACCUUUCACCCUGGGAAUGCUCUAUGAUGCUCAGAGAGAUGAACUGAUCCCAGGUUUAACAUUGUGGGAUGAUGAAACUCGGCAUGGCAAGGUAGCUGAAAGCCCUCAGCGCACCAGUGCUUUUCAGAUAUCUGCUUCUGACUCCACUGAAUCCAAGUGCAAUCUGCUGGAUGUUGAAGCUUCUCUGAAGGCCAGUUUCCUGGGUGGACUGAUAGAAGUCGGAGGAUCUGCCAAGUAUCUGAAUGAUAAGAAGAAUUUCUACAAUCAGAGCAGGAUGACAUGUCAGUACAAAACUACCACCAACUUCAAGCAGGUAAUGAUUGAACAACUAUCCUUGCAACCCCAACAGAUGGAGGUCAUUAAGAAGAGCUCAGCAACACAUCUAGUCACAGGCAUCCUUUAUGGGGCAAAUGCUUUCUUUGUGUUUGACAGUAAGAAGUUAGAUGCCAGCAGUGUUCAGCAAAUCAAGGGCAGCAUGCAAGCUGUGAUAAAGAAGAUCCCUUCAUUUGAUAUUGAGGGGAAAAUGGAGCUGAAGCUGAGUGAUGAAGAAAAAGCCCUGACACAGACAUUAUCCUGCAAGUUCUUUGGAGACUUAAUUCUUGAAAGCAACCCUGCAACAUUUGUAGAAGCAGUGAAGACCUACGUACAACUCCCAAAGCUACUGGGAGAAAAAGGAGAGAAGGCUGUUCCAGUGAAGGUCUGGCUGAUGCCGCUGAAGAAUUUGGAUCCUGAAGCUGCUGAGCUGAAGAGAAGAAUUAGCAGCAGACUAGUGAGUAAGGUGCAGGAUAGUUUAGAAGAUAUGAGGGAAAUAGCUCUAAGGUGCAACAAUUCUCAAGAAGACAAUGUGCUAGAUCAUUUUCCUGUGAUUCGAGAAGAGUUGAGCACUUUCCAAAAACUGUGCGAUAGUUAUGCAUCUAACCUCCAGCAGGCCUUGGCGGAGAAACUUCCCUCCAUCCGUGAAGGAAAAGAAGAUGAGAGCUCACUGAUCCAACUCUUUGAUGACAGAGACAAGUCACCAUUCAGUCAGGAAAAACUAACCAAGUGGCUGGAUCAAAAAGAGAGAGAAAUCAACGUCAUCAGCUCCUGUGCAGAUACCAUGGAGGGAACAAAGAUCGUCCCAAAUCAGACAGAGCUGGACAGAGUGGUUCUUGCUCCAGGUGUAGACAAUGUUCUGUGCUUUGUUUUCACCUCAGUGGAAAGGGGUGAUACCGACCUUGAUGUGAUGGCCGACUACUUGCAUUUCUCUAAAUUAGGAAGUACCAAUGAAGAUCCAUGGUACUACUCAGCUGAAGUUGUCACCAAAAUGAGAGACAAAGCCAAAGCUUUCCAUCUCUUUGCCAAAGGACUGAAGAACAGCAGUCAAUUCUGUUUCCUCAUAGCAACCAUUGCAAACAAGAACUACCCAGGAGCAACCAUCUACCAGUACAAGAAUGGCCUUCUGGUCAAUGAAGACUUUACAAAGCCUGUCAUCCCUCCUUUGGAGACCAUCACAGACAGAAGUGAUCUGAUGUUGUGUAAGUCUGUUGCUGAUGCUUUUUCUAGUCAAAAACAUGCUGUAGUGGUAAACCAGGUAAGGUUGGUACACUUUUUGCUUUUUCCAUAAGUAGUUAAUAUUUGC